ACAGACAGACAGUCAGUGCUGGAUUACAGAAAUUAUGGUGUGUAGCUCCACUUGUCGCAGGGCAAGGCGUGUCUAAUAAAUCUUUUACCCAGGGCGCUGUAGGCAAUUGGUUCCAAAGUUCAAAGUGGAGCGGAGAACAAGAAAAGGACGAGUGAGAAGAAUCGUCAAGGUGAUUCGUCAGUGGGAAAAUAUAUAUACUUUUUACAGCUAUCAACAGGAAUAAACACAGGCAAGCUCAAACAUGGCAGAGAGCACAAGUCCAAAAGGCAACUCAGGUGUUUUUGCUAAAAAAAUGCAAAGACAGCUGAGCAGAGGCAAAGAAAAGGUGAUGCAAAGGCUUGGAAAGUCGAUGGAGACGAGAGAUGAUCAAUUUGAACGCUCCCUCCAAGUGUUCAAUGACCAGCAGACAGACGGGAACCGGAUAUACAAGGACUUACGGAACUACAUCGAUGCAAUAAGAGACAUGCGUGAAGCGUCAAGACGCCUCUCUCAGUCUCUGUUUGAUGUUUAUGAAAGCGACUGGGCUGGAGAGGAAGACCUGGGAGCCAUUGUGGAGGGCGAGGACCUCCUGUGGAACGACCAUGAGGUGAAGAUGUUGGACCAGGCCGUCCGCACCAUGGAGUCCUACGUGGGACAGUUCCCAGAUAUUCGGGAGAAAAUUGCCAAGAGGGGAAGAAAACGGGUGGACUACGACUCGUCCCUUCACACCCUGGAGUCUCUGCAGACCGCCAAGAAGAGGGACGAUAUCAAGAUAAGCAAGGCAAAGGAAGAGAUGCUAGCUGCCAAAAACAUCUAUGAUAGGAUCAACAAUGAGCUGAAAGAGGAGCUGCCUGUCCUCUAUGACAGCCGCAUCGGAUGUUACGUGGCUGUCUUCUCAGCUGUGUCUAAUUUACGAGACAUCUUCUAUAAGGAAAUGAGCACGCUCAAUCUUGAUCUGCAGAGUGUGAUAAAAGAGCUGCAGGCUCAGCAUCCUGACAAAACGUUUGCUGUGAGGGGGCUGCAGAGGUAUGGCUCCCUGAAGAGACGGACUCUGCUGUCCCCCAGGGCCUGGAAGGCCAGUUUUUCUGAAUUUCACCUGACCUAUAAUCCCAGAAUGAGCCUGCGGUCCAGUCUCAGGUCUCCGGAUAAACCCCGCCACAGCACUCUGUCCAGAGAGAGCAGCACACUCGGUUUCUCCUCUCGGUCGUCCACCCUGAACAGAAACCUAACCGAAUCCAAAGAGCUGGACACGACUUCCUGCCACUCCGAGAACCAAAGCUCUGUGGCGCAGGAGGAAGCUGGAGCGGGAACAUCUGGGAAAGAGAAGUCCGGAGCAGCCAGUGGUGAGGGCGAAGAGGGGAAAAGCUCCAAAGAGGUAGAAGAUAAAAAAGAUGGAGAGAAAGCUCCACCAAGUGAGAGCAGCUCUGAACUGAACAACUCCUGUGAGUCUGAGAGCUUGGAGCUGCAGCUGUCCGCAGCCCAAAGCGAAACGCUGCACAUCGAAGAAGAAGAAGAAGAUGCCUCUGCAACCCUUGACUCCCAGAAAGCAAACGGUCUAAAGAACGGCGACGUCAGCGGGUUGAACUCUGACACCAGCGAACUGCGCAUUCCUGACAAGGAUGGUGCUGGAGAAAAACAAGUGCCCCACGACUCAAAAACCACAACGGUUUAAAGGUUUUAUACUUAAAAAAAGAAAAAAAACAGAAGACUGAAAACGGCAGCUGGUCAAGAGGCAAAAAUAAAAAGGAAGAAGAUAGCCGGGCAGACGAGCCCAACUGCUGUUUAAUAACUGAUGUUUCUUUGCUGUUAGUUUUCUCAUUUAUCUUUCAAUCAAAUCAAGUUUGCCCCCAGAAAGAGCUUCUCGUUUUAAUAUAAACAAACCAAA
Molecule: messenger RNA, 1864 nt
Organism: Xiphophorus hellerii (green swordtail)
Lineage: Eukaryota; Metazoa; Chordata; Actinopteri; Cyprinodontiformes; Poeciliidae
Gene: bin2a
Product: bridging integrator 2a
Exons: 13
Coding region: 242-1651 (469 amino acids)
Biological process (GO): podosome assembly; plasma membrane tubulation; phagocytosis, engulfment
Cellular component (GO): cytoplasm; phagocytic cup; plasma membrane
Molecular function (GO): phospholipid binding; protein binding
Source: RefSeq, a predicted model, not a curated record